AUGCCCUCGCCCUCGCCCACCCCUCGCCGCCCCGGCCCCCGCCCCGGCCGAGGGGGCGGCGCCGCGGGCGGGCGCCGGACGGGGAGGCGCGGCGCGGCGGCGGCGGCUGCAGUUCUGGGUCGUUUGCUGGGUUUUGCCUCACCGGGUCGUGGGCGGGUGGCGCGCCAGGGAGGAGGGCGGAGGAGCCCGGGCACGCAGCGGCCACCUGCUCCCGCGCCCCCCGCCCACGCCGAGCCGCCGGCGUGGGCGCGCCCUCCCCCGCCGCGCUGCAGGCAUCCGUGCUCGGCCUGCCCCGCCCAUGCUUCCCCCGGGGCCUCCGAGGGGUGGCGCGGGGACUGCGGGAAGCCCCGGGAACUGGACCAAUGGCGUGCCGGGGAGCGUAUACCGGACUUUUCACCCGUCUCUGGCGCCGACGCUCGGCGGCAGGAUCGCGUUGGAGCUCGGUGUAGUCGAAGUUUAAGUCGCAGCCUGCAGCUGUUUCAAAGGGAGACGCCCGCCCACUCUCCCCUCGCCAAAGGCCAGCCUGGAAGCCGCCGUGGACACCGGCUGGGAAGGGGUCUCCUAAGGUGUCCAGGCUCCCGCAGGAACACGCCUGCCAGGUGUUGGCCGCGACAAAGGCUCGCGGUACCAGAAUCGCCGCCACCACCCCCCAGCCACUGUGCCCUGACCCUGUCGGAGGCGGGCCGGCGUUCAGAACAGGAAACCGGCGCCGGGACAAGAACGGUGAACAAGACAGGCCAGGUCCCCACUCGUAGAAAGCUUAGAUGGGGAGACAGACACGGAGACCACACACGUGCACUACCUGUGAAGACCACCCUGAAUUUUAUGUGCAGAUGCCUGUGGAACCUGGGGCCCCCAGAUUAAGCCCCUCUGCUCACCCAGCUCUCGUAGACAAAACGGAACCUGGUCAGCUUUGCUGGCUGAAGAUCUAGCAGUCACUCUGCCACAGUCCAUUCAGGCUGCUGUCACCAAGUGCAGAAGACUGGGUGGCUCAUUUGUCACAGUUGAGGGGGCUGGGAUGUUCAAGGUCAAGGCGCCAGCAGGUUCAGCCUCUCCUGACGGCCGGCCUUCUCACGAGUGCGCCCCUUCCCCAUAUCCUUGUGUGGUGCGAACAGCAAAGGCGCUCCCUGGGGCCUGUUCAUAAGGCGCUGAUUCUCAUGACUUCUGCACCUCCCAUGACCGUCACCCACGGGUCAGAAAGUCAAUGUCCAGCAUGUGGGGGACGCAGAUGUCCAGACCACAGCACCAUCCUACUCAGCGCUCACAAGGGAGAGCAGAGAGGCUGAGGUUGAGCCCCGGUGAAGCACUUCCUGGUCUCAAGCGAAAAGUUUGCCUCCUUGAAGAUGACAAAACCAGAGCCCGUGUCUCCAGUGGGCCUGGCCUCAAUCGGAAAGGAGCUCUUCCUGGGUCUCUUCCUUUGGGAGUGAGGGAAAACGGGGUGUGGGGGAGGGGAGAGAUACAGAGUAUGACUUCGAGAGGCAGCUGCAGAGUCUAGAAUUCUGUGCCAGGCUCUUCUGGGUACUUUUGGCCAGUCUGCCUCCAUUUCCUCAACUGUCACGUGGGAGUUACGUAGUGAUUAUGAUCAGAGAGGUCAGGAAGAGGUUGAGUAAGACCACGUACGUGACAAUAUUUGACAAAGAGCGAAGCAGUGUUUCUCAAACUCAGUACAUAGUGCCCCUCAGGUCUUGCUGAAAGUGUGUUCUGGGGCCAGCAUUGUGGCAACCCUGGCAACAUCCCAAAUCAAGUCCUGGCCACUCUGCUUCUGAUCCAGCUCCCUGCUAAUGCGCCUAGAAAGGCAGCAGAAGAUGGCCCAAGUGCUUGGGUCCCGCCACUCACAUGGGAGAUCAGGAUGGAGUUCCUGGCUUCAGCCUGGCCUGAUCUGACUGUGUUGGCCGUCUGGAGGGUAAGCAACAAAUGGAAGAUCUCUCUCUCUGUCACUCUGCCUUUCACAUAACUAAAUAAGUAAAUCUUAAACAAUUUAGUCCUUUCAGAAAAAAUAAAGUAAAAAGUAGGUUCUGAACCAGUAGGUCUGGGUCAGGCCCAAAGAUUCUGCAUUUCUGGCCGGCGCCACAGCUCACUAGGCUAAUCCUCUGCCUGAAGCACCGGCACCCCGGGUUCUAGUCCCAGUUGGGGUGCCGGAUUCUGUCCCGGUUGCUCCUCUUCCAGUCCAGCUCUCUGCUGUGGCCCGGGAAGGCAGUGGAGGAUGGCCCAAGUGCUUGGGCCCUGCACCUGCAUGGGAGACCAGGAGGAAGCACCUGGCUCCUGGCUUCGGAUCAGCGCAGUGCACCGGCUGUAGCAGCCAUUUGGGGGGUGAACCAACGGAAGGAAGACCUUUCUCUCUGUCUCUUUCUCUCUCACUAACUCUGCCUGUCAAAAAAAAAAAAAAAAAAAAAAAAUCUGCAUUUCUACCACCGAGCAUCCCUGGUGACACCUGAGUGGCUACUCUGAGGCCCACACUCUGAGUAGCAAGGGGCCAAGCACUCUACCAGUGUUCAUUGUUGCUACUUAUUGCUGCUUGUGUAUUCUACCCCACAGCAUGACCCAAGGAGAAUGACAGUUGGUGAGGAGGGAGCCACAGCUUAUGAGAUGGGGCCAGGCUUUGCUCAGCAAGACACUGGAUCUCACAGCCAAGUCAAAUAAUCCUUCCGAUCAACUCAGUGUGGACUAACCAGGCAUGGGGGCUGGGAGCAAACUGCAUGGAAUAUUUGUGCAAACAAACAACGUAUGGCCAGCAAACCCCUUGCACUGGUAGCGCUGUCUCAGUCUUUGCGUGUGCCGGCUUUGGGUUUCUGAGUCACCACAUCCCUUCCUGGCAGUUCGGAAGAUCCCCUUUCCCCUGGAUCUCCCGAGGUGAAGAUGGUUCCCUGUGACGGCUGCAUCUACUCUACGCUGCUAAGAACAGCCCAGAACAGUGCAGCCGAAGACGUGUGAGAUGCCACUCGGAAGCUGCUGGAGGGAGUGUCGGCUGGUUCCACAUCUCACCAAAGCCAUCUGGCAGUUGAGACAAAGCAUGCACGUGCCCUUUGACCAGUGAUAAAUUCUGGAAUAUAUAUUCCCAGGACAUUCUCCCACAGGUCCAUAAGGAGGCACAUCACGGGACUGCUGGGGUAGCUGUGGGAGGCAGCCUGAAUUGUUAACACUAGAGAAAAGGACUACUAAAAAAAAAAAAAAAAAGCAGAUGUGCAUCAGUUAAUACUAAGUAGCAGUGGAAAACAACCAACCAGAUGUACACAGCAACAUAGAUGGAGCUUAAAAACCCAGCAUUAGGGGAAAACCAGAGGAAACACAACAGGAUUUAUAGCAGCACACACACAGGACAUGGGCAUCUAGGAUUCACCAUGUUUAUGGUCAGCUCAUGGAGGGUCCCAGCCUGCCUUGCGUGUGCCCAGCUGUCCAGAAUUACUCACAGAAGAGGCCCAGCUCUCAUCACGUUUGAGCAAUGAACCUCGUCCUUCGGCCCCUAAACCAAGAGGCUCCUUUAACCGGCUUACAAGUCUGCAUCACAACUUUAACUGGUAGGAAUUUGAAAAUGCUUUGUAUGAUGGUCCUAGAAUAUGGCACAAAAUUAAUAUAUAAUAAAGGGGGAGAGUUGUUCAAAUUCUCACAUCCUGCAGCAUCAAGUGCCAUGCAUGUUUCUUUCCCCGCCCUUCCGACACCGUGGAGUGUGUGCUCCAGAGAGGAACCGAGGGAAUCUGGAUACCGUAAACUCUUGGAUCCCCAUGGUUUGGGCCAGAAAGCAGAAUCACACUCUGUGGGCGAUGCCCAGGCAGGAAGCUGAGUAUGCGAGAUGCUGGGGGUGCGGGCUUCCAAAUCGCAACUCCCGUCUGCGCAGGUCUGGCGUGUGAGUCCUGCUUGGCUGUUUAGGGUGAAGCCGGUGCUGCUUCGGCUUUGGGAGUAAUGGCGACAGGCAGCAGUAGCCUCAUGAAAGUCAUCAAGUCACCAGGACCUGCGCUUUGGAAUGCAGAAGGACGGCCUAGCUCAGGUUACAAGUGGGCCUUCGGUCAGGUCUGGAUGGGCGCGCUGUCCAGGAGGCUGAGGCGGGGCCGCCUGACCCAGGGUUGGCUGUGUGUCAGCAGGAGCCAGAGCGUUCCCGGAGGGGUCUCCCAGCCUUUUUACUUAGAUGGAUUCAAAGCCAGGUUUAAGUAGGGCUUCAGGUCUGAAACAGGCUUUUCUCAUAUUGAUU
Molecule: messenger RNA, 4183 nt
Organism: Oryctolagus cuniculus (rabbit)
Lineage: Eukaryota; Metazoa; Chordata; Mammalia; Lagomorpha; Leporidae
Source: RefSeq, a predicted model, not a curated record